AUGUCGACGUUGAACCGCGCAUUUCAACACUUAUUUGACCGACUCACGAGUGACAUGGCACCUCACGAUCAAGUUCGCUUGAUCCUCAACUCGGAUCAGCUGGACAAAUCCAUUUCCUUGCCUUUCCUACAACGCGAUCGUUUAACCCCAGAACGUUUCCUAGCUGCUGUUGAACGCGUCGUGCAGUCCAAUGACCAGUUUACUUUGGAUGACUCUGUCAGCGUCAACGUGGUCCAUGUCGAAAUGCCUCAGGGUGGCACAGGUCGUAAGCGUGAUGUUGUGAACUUGGAGAGUUUCCUAAGAAAGAAGGACUGUAUCGUUCAAAUUAAGAACAAAGAUGAUCUCUGUUGUGCCCGCGCGAUCGUGGUGGCCAAAGCGAAAUUGGAUAACGACCCCCAAUACAGAAGUAUUGUUAACCAUCAAAGGGCCAUGCAAACUCGCUUAGCUCGAAAACUCCACGAGUCUGCAUGUGUUCCUCAUGGUUCCUGUGGCAUCCCAGAAAUCAAGAAGUUCCAAGCUGCUCUUUCUGGUUAUCAGCUGAAUGUGAUUUCCAAAGAACAUUUGAAUGCCCUCAUCUAUUCCGGCCCCAAGGCUGAAAAACACCUAUACUUGUACCAUCAUGACAAUCAUUACGAUGUCAUCACGAGUAUGCCUGCCUUCCUCGCCCGUAAAAAGUAUUGCCAUAAAUGCAAGAAGGGCUACGACAAGAUUACGGACCAUCCGUGUGGCGAUUUGUGCAAGCUGUGUCAUACCCAGAACUGUCCUAUCGUUGAAUGGAAAUUUUGCAAAGACUGUAACCGUUUCUUUAAAAGUGAUGAAUGUUUCAACCGCCAUAAAGAUGACGCCGGUCCUGCCAAAUCCCUGUGUCGUGCUUUAAUUAAAUGCAAGAAAUGCAAAUGUGUUGUUACUCGUGCCAGUCUUCGUGAUCAUCAUUGUGGCAAAGUCAGAUGUUCCACCUGUCAAAAAUACGUCAAGCCUGAAAACCACCAAUGUUAUCUUCAACCUGUCAAGGCGAAGAAGACACGAUCCCCUGAAGAAGGAAAUGAUUUGCUCGAUGAUGAUGUGGCCGUGGAAAACGACGUAGAAGACACCAAAAACUUAAUGUUCUUCGACUUUGAGUGCACGCAAGACGAUGGUAAACACGUCCCCAAUCUCUGGGUAGUCCAGAACGAAAGUGGUGACGAGAAAGGCCAAACACGAAAGACGAAUGGGCCAAACACGAAAGACGAAUUUUGCUAG
Paramuricea clavata is the source of this 1239-nucleotide messenger RNA. Lineage: Eukaryota; Metazoa; Cnidaria; Anthozoa; Malacalcyonacea; Plexauridae. The record is from the annotation of a GenBank genome assembly.